UCUGCUUUUCUCUCGGUUUCAGAAGCAAAAAGGAAGGAAAAAAAAGAAGAUGGAGCCUCAAAUGAACUGGUCCCAGGCGGAGACCCGGGCGCUGCUCGACGUGUGGUCGGAGGAGAAAAUCCAGAGGGACCUGGAGGAGUCCUUCAGAAAUGAGAACGUUUACAGAGAAGUGUCAGGCAGGCUGGCCGCCAUGGGCAUGAGCCGCUCUGCAAAACAGUGCAGGGAGAAGAUAAAGAAGCUAAAGCAGGAAUACAGGAAAACGAAACAGCACGGCGAGAGGAGUGGCGCCGUCAAGAGGACCUUCAGGUGGUACGACGCCAUGGACGCCAUCUUGAACGACAAACCCGCUGCGACAGACGAGUCGGCCGCUAUGAUACUUGAAUUCAUGAUUUCAGACGUGGAGACAGAUUCACCCGCUAUGACAGACAUUCAUGAAAGCUGCACUACGCCGGGCCAUGUUCUGCCAUUUACUAUGCCUGGUCCAACACCUCAUCCCAUGGAGAACCCACAAGUACCUGACUUCUACUCUGUUCAACCAGAAGACUGUGACGGUCCGUCUACAAGCACCGCAGUGACCUCCACUGCAGUGCAAACAUCAGUCAAAGAUACGCCCUUGUGUUGUUGGUCAAAUAGAGAGGUCCAGGCAUUGUUGACACUUUGGGCAAAUCCCACAGUUCAACAAGAGCUGCUCCUCAACGUGAGAAAUAAUAAAGUUUACACAUGCCUCAGUGCCAAACUGGCUUCACUUGGAUUUAACAAAGCGCCAAAGAAGUGCAGAGAGAAAAUCAAAAAACUGAAGCAGGAAUACAAGAGGAUCAAGAACGGUCAUCACAUGGGUGGGAGCAGCAGUGUUUGGUUUGCCAUUAUGGAUGAAGUCCUCAGUUCCCAGCCUGCAGCAGUGAAACAUUCAGAAACAGCAGAUCCUUCCUCCACAGAGCCCUCUCUGCCCACUGAGUCAGUUGUCUUGGAUGUCGACACGGAUGAUGAGCUCCAGUGGCUGCCUGAUGAAAUCCAAGUGUUGAUGACUCUCUGGGCACAACCCAACAUUCAGAAACAGCUUCUCACCUCAGCGACCGACAAUCAAGUUUUCACGUAUCUCAGCAGCGAACUGGCUUUGGUGGGAUUUAACAAGACGCCGCAUCAGUGCAGUCUGAAAGUGAACAACCUUAAAGAGGAGUACAAAAGAAUCAAGCAAUUCGGACUAUUUGGGGAUGUGAAAAGCGACUGGUUUGCUAUUCUGGACAGUGUCCUCGGCCCUGAUGGAGAGGCGUUGAAAGAAGUGGAUUCAUCUGCUGUGCUGACAGAACCUAAAUCACCAGAAGAUGAGCAUGUGAAUGAUUCACUCCGAGCUGUUUGGACGUCCGAUGAAGUCAAAGUGCUGCUCACUCGAUGGGCAGAGGAGAGCAUCCAGGAGCAGCUCAGAUCAACUCAAAGAAAUGAGAGAGUGUUCGCCCAGCUGAGCUCAGAACUUGCCACUCAGGGCUUUGAUAAGACCACCAGCCAGUGCAGGUCAAAGAUAAGACUGCUGAAGCAGAAGUACAGAAGGAUUAAGCUGCAGAAAGACUCUAAAAAGCAAAAAAGCAGAUGGUUCGCCAUUAUGGAUAAAGUCCUUGACUGCCGCAAGUCUGAGUUUGAGACUAAAAUAGCUGCUGAAGUCACAGAUUCAGACCAGACAUCUCUACAGGCAUCUCAGCAAGACAUACCUGAAGCUGCGGAAGGUUGCCGUUUGCCCGUCUCCUCAUUGUGUCUGCUGGUUCCAACCCUGCGUCUGAUGAGUGCCUUUACCUGGCAGGUGGUCCAGUGUAGUAAUGUGGCGCAUUAUGGAAAGGUGGAGGAUCUGGUGAGGUUGGUGACAGAGUUGGCUCCAGAGCUGCUGACACCCAGAGAGAAAGUGCAGCUGCUGCUCAGGCUAAGAGCAAGGCUUGUGCUGGAGUUGUGUCUCAGUGAGAGCACAGCCAACCUGCUGAAUGUCCAGCCCCACCUGAACAUCAUUCAAGACCUCACGAUAAGCUCCAGCUCUAAUCAAGAGGAGUUGGAGGAGUUGGAAAAAUCAAAGUCAAACUUUGUGGAGAUUGUUCAUACUUUGGUCGAGGACACAGAAGAGAGAAAGAGGUUUUUCAAGGAAGUCUUCCCUAUCCACUAUGGCCAACAGUAUGAAGUCACAUUACGCACACUAGUAUGGAAAUUUAUCUCCAGACUGGACAAUCUAUUACCCAUCCCUGAUAUUAAACAGACUGCAGAGUGGCUCAGCACCAGUCCCUCCAUUAUGGAAGAAUGUGGACAACUAGUUUUGGAACCAGAUCAGCUGAAGGCGCUACUUCACUUCCAUCAGCAACAGUCGGGAAACACAAACACGUGCGUCUCUCAAGCACAGACUAUGUUUUUGCCGGCGCUGUCUCUUCAUUUCAAAGCAAACUCGAAGCAGCUUGCUUCAGAGCAACAGGAAAUGUCUACAGAUGAUGAAGGACAGUUUGAUUAUAGUGAAGACGACGAGCCAGUUGAUGAAAGCCAAACUGGCGAUGAGUUAACUCUGGAUGACUGCAGCAAAGGAAAUGAAGACCUGAAGUUCAACGAAGAACAAAGGAAUGGCAUGACAACAGCAAACGCCGCAAAUUUAAAGCAUGCACCUUUACGCCUUCAUACCUGCUCACUGUGUCCGUACUCCGACAGCCAGGUGUCCGGACUUCUGAAUCACAUCAGAAAGGAGCAUCUGAUCCAGGAUCCCAGUGGCCUUUUCUCUACAGAAUUUGGGCAAGAUGGCGUCCUUCAAAAAGUCGACGCGCAGAUGCUCAGGAGCACAACAGACACUUGUGAGUAUUGCGGGAAGGUCUUCAAGGACAUAGCAACCCUGAACACCCACAUUAAAACACACACUCUGCUAUAUCACUGCGACAAGUGUGACAAGAAAUACUCCUCCAAGGCGUCCCUGACUGUGCACCAACGGAUUCACACGGGCGAGAUUCCAUAUUUGUGUUCGCACUGUGGACAAGGCUUCAGGUCUUCGUACACCCUCGGGCAGCACGUUCGCAUACACACAGGAGACCGGCGCUACAAAUGUCACAUAUGUGGGAAGACGUCGAUCCAACAUCUGGCGAGACACAUGCGCAUGCACAGAGGGGAAAAGAACUAUCUGUGUACGGAAUGUGGGAAGGCUUUUCUGUCCUCUGGGGAGCUGCGGCUACACACGAGGUUUCACACAGGCGAGCGGCCUUACAUAUGCAAACACUGCGGCAAAGGUUUCAUCGCAAAGUGCCAACUGACGGUUCACACGCGGCGACACACAGGAGAGAGUCCGUACGGGUGUUCGCUGUGUCCAAAAUCCUUUCACACUUUGAGAGCCCAGAAAAGGCACAUGAUGAUUCACUCCAACAAGAAGUCUUUCCAGUGUUUAAAGUGUGGUAAAAUAUUCAGGCAAGAGGAAACUUUUAAAAUGCACGCUGAGACACACAAAUGAUUUAAUA
Molecule: messenger RNA, 3461 nt
Organism: Stegastes partitus (bicolor damselfish)
Lineage: Eukaryota; Metazoa; Chordata; Actinopteri; Pomacentridae
Exons: 12
Coding region: 50-3454 (1134 amino acids)
Source: RefSeq, a predicted model, not a curated record